Coregonus clupeaformis (lake whitefish) is the source of this 3359-nucleotide messenger RNA. RefSeq names its product frizzled-3-like. Lineage: Eukaryota; Metazoa; Chordata; Actinopteri; Salmoniformes; Salmonidae. Gene Ontology annotation, biological process: canonical Wnt signaling pathway; non-canonical Wnt signaling pathway. The transcript is spliced from 10 exons. Gene Ontology annotation, cellular component: plasma membrane. Gene Ontology annotation, molecular function: Wnt receptor activity; Wnt-protein binding. The coding region runs from base 450 to 2612 and encodes 720 amino acids. The record is from RefSeq and is a predicted model, not a curated record.
UAGCGACGUGCUUGUGUAUUGCCACUGGAAGAAACAACGGCAAAGAGCAGUGCAGAUCAAUGAUUAUUCCAAUUGAAGGUCUUGCUUGACUUGUGCUACUGGGCCAUUGGACGUUCUUUGUGAAGAAACACUGAAUACUUUCAAUAGGCAGUCUCUUCUUUCAUUGGAGAGAGAAGACCAUAGCUGUGCUGGGGGAGACGGUGGAAAAUCUAGGCUGAUGAUCACAGCCCUCCAGCGGGUACAGACCCAGACAGAGGAGGCUGGCUGUGUGGAUCCCGUAGCCAGACUAGGUGCACUCAUCUGGGGGAUAGAAACAGCAGGACUCCCCUGUGAGUGCCACAGGUUUCCAGGGUGUGAUUGUGGAGAAGAAGAAGAAGAAUAGCCCUGCUGUUAUCUCAUCCCUCCUUUCCUCUCUUCAUCCCUCUCUUCCCCUCCCCUGCUCAUCGAGGAUGAGAGUGAGGUGGGACUACAAGUCACCUGCAAUGGCAGACUCGCACAGAGAGAGGGUCAUGCCUAGGUCACUCUUCCUCUUGCUUCUCUUCCUCUUGUCCCUCUGCUCCCCCUGUCUGUCUAUCCAUGCGGCAACAGCAGAGAGCCACAGUACGUUUACCUGUGAGCCAGUAGGACUGCGGAUGUGCCAGGACCUGCCUUACAACGCCACCUUCAUGCCCAACCUCCUCAACCACUAUGACCAGCAGACUGCCGCGCUCGCCAUGGAGCCCUUCCACCCCAUGGUGAACCUGCAGUGUUCGGAGGACCUGAGGAUGUUCCUGUGUGCUCUCUACGCUCCAGUCUGUAUGGAGUAUGGCCGGGUGUCCAUGCCCUGCCGAGCCCUGUGCCACCGCGCCAAGAGGGACUGCCACAAACUCAUGGAGAUGUUUGGGGUGGCCUGGCCAGACGAGAUAGAGUGUAGCAAGUUCCCAGACUGUGACGAGCCCUACCCCCGUGCGGUGGACCUCCAGACCAGCGUGGAUCCCACCGACAUCUCUCCUAUGUCUGUCCAGAGGGACUUCGGCUUCUGGUGCCCCCGCGAGCUCAAAGUAGAGCCCGACCUGGGCUACUCAUUCCUGGGUGUGAGGGAGUGCUCACCCCCGUGCCCCAACAUGUACUUCCAACGCCCGGAGCUCACCUUCGUCCGCUACUUCAUCGGCGUGGUGUCCAUCGUCUGUCUCUCGGCGACACUCUUCACCUUCCUCACCUUCCUCAUCGACGUCACGAGGUUCCGCUACCCGGAGCGGCCAAUCAUUUUCUACGCUGUGUGCUACAUGAUGGUGUCGCUGGUGUUCUUCCUGGGCUUCCUAUUGGAGGACAGGGUGGCGUGCAACGCGGCAAGCCCGGCCCAGUACCGGGCGGCCACCAUCACACAGGGCUCCCACAACAAGGCAUGCACGCUGCUGUUCAUGGUGCUCUACUUCUUCACUAUGGCGGGCAGCGUGUGGUGGGUCAUCCUCACCAUCACCUGGUUCCUGGCGGCCGUGCCCAAGUGGGGCAGCGAGGCCAUCGAGAAGAAGGCCCUUCUCUUUCAUGCCUGUGCCUGGGGCCUGCCCGGCUGCCUCACCGUGGCCCUGCUGGCCCUCAACAAGAUCGAGGGCGACGGCGUGAGUGGCGUGUGCUUUGUGGGCCUCUACGACGUCACGGCGCUGCGCUGGUUCCUGCUGGCGCCUCUCUGCCUCAACGUGGUGGUGGGUGUGUCUCUGCUUCUGACGGGGAUUGUGGCUCUGAACCGUGUGCGUAUGGAGAUCCCUCUGGAGAAGGAGAACCAGGACAAGCUGGUGAAGUUUAUGAUCCGUAUCGGGGUGUUCUCUGUGCUCUACCUGGUGCCCCUGCUCACGGUAAUCUCCUGCUACCUGUAUGAACACAGCUACAGGACUCUCUGGGAGACCACCUGGGUCCAGGAGCGUUGCAGAGACUACCACAUACCCUGUCCCUACCAGGUUGAGCAGACCAGUCGUCCAGACCUGGCCAUGUUCCUCAUUAAGUACCUGAUGAUGCUGGUGGUGGGGAUUCCCUCCGUUUUCUGGGUGGGCAGCAAGAAGACCUGCUUCGAAUGGGCCAGCUUCCUACACAGACGCAGACACAAAGAUAGUGGGGUGAAUGAGAGCAGACAUGUGCUCCAGGAGCCAGACUUUGCCCAGUCUCUACUGAGGGACCCCCACAUCCCCAUCAUCAGGAAAUCACGGGGAACCUCCACCCAGGGCACCUCCACCCAUGCAUCCUCCACUCACCUGGCCAUUCUUGACGAGCCUGACGACCCUAGACACGCCCUUGAUGACCGCAGACCAAUCCACUCACUGGGCCACGUCUCCUCCACCCGCAGCAAGGCUGGCAGCGUGCACAGCAAAACCAGUUACCAUGGCAGCCUGCAUCGCUCCCGAGACGGACGCUACACCCCCUGUAGUUACCGAGGCGGCGAGGAGCACACUCUAGCCCCCCACGUCAGCACGCCCUGCCUCAACCACCCGCUGUCCACUCACAGCAGCCUCUACCGACUGGAUGCCCAAUCACGGCACAGCAGCCAGUGUGAUCUCUCCGUGGCCCCACCCACCCUUAUCACCCACGGGACAAGCUUCGGCCACAUCGCUAAUGAUGGCGACAAUGGAGCCAGCGCCUGACUAGGAACAGGAAAUUAUGUCAUCACUGCUGAACAAGAAGUUGUCAGUUGUCCCGCUCCCCACCUUUGACAGACACACAGGUCCCUCCCAUUCAGCAGGAGGGUGUGAGAGACGGAGUGGGGCUUUCAGUUUGACUGACAAAUGGAUCUCUCCUGGACAGCCUUUCACAGAGGUUGCUAACUAGCGAGAUGCUAACCCUCAAUCAGUCAGUUGGCCUUGGACUGGGCUCCCAAUGGAGGGAAUGGCUACAUGGACAGAAAGCCAGCCCACUAUGAAUGAGGGGGGUUCUAUGUGUACUCUGAUACACACCAAGAGACCCAGAGAUGAGCUGAUAAAGUCUACUCUGUGUGUGUGUGUUACGGUGCUCUUGUGCUGUGGCUGUGAAACAAGACUAUUAUAAUUUUUUAUACUCUGAAGAUUGGCUGUGAAUACUGCUGAAAAGAUGUGCAUGUGUGUACAUGUAGUGCGGUACAUUAAACAGCACUAUACUCCCACCUGGUGGAGAGAAACUAUAGAAGUUAGGAGAGAAAGAGUUGCUUGAGAUCAACCCUUAGGCCCAACUUCCUAUGCAUUCCUGUAGAUCAGAAAGGAUUGAAUAGGGUUCAAUAAUAAGGUAAUUCCUUCACCUUGCCUUCUGAUACGAUAGGUGAAGAAAAACAUUUGUUUGGCCAUAUUGCUUCAGGGCACAGCAGUGGCGCAGUGGUCUAAGGCACUGCAUCACAGUUCUAGCUGUGCCACUAGAGAUCC